AUGGUGACGGCCAGUGUGAAGGCCUUCAGUGGGAGGUCGGAGAUGGUGGUCACUAAUGGUAGACGUUUGAUCGAGAAGUGGAAGAAGAUUGCUUGCUCGAGCGGAGUGUCCCCUGGUGGGACGAAGCCUCAGAGCAUCACGUCCCCUCCUCCCCCUCCUGCAACUCCUCCAGGCGGCUUCAAGCCUGUGAUCGCGGCCAAGUCCAGCGCCCCUUAUGUCCCUGUUGUUGCCGCUAAGUCGAGUGCACCGCCUCCCUUAUCUAAGUCUCCUACCACCAAUGACAGCUCGGUUCCUGCCACGGCUGCUGCUACCGAAGCACCUUCCCCCCCACCCUCGAGGAGUGUUGGAAGUCCCCAGGCUGCGGCAUCGAAGUAG
Perkinsus marinus ATCC 50983 is the source of this 375-nucleotide messenger RNA. RefSeq lists its product as hypothetical. The record is from RefSeq and is a predicted model, not a curated record. Bases 1 to 375 code for a protein of 124 amino acids. The transcript has a single exon. NCBI's taxonomy places the organism in Eukaryota, Perkinsozoa, Perkinsida, Perkinsidae.